Molecule: messenger RNA, 6609 nt
Organism: Corticium candelabrum
Lineage: Eukaryota; Metazoa; Porifera; Homoscleromorpha; Homosclerophorida; Plakinidae
Exons: 6
Coding region: 113-6454 (2113 amino acids)
Biological process (GO): regulatory ncRNA-mediated heterochromatin formation
Cellular component (GO): nuclear RNA-directed RNA polymerase complex
Molecular function (GO): NAD+ poly-ADP-ribosyltransferase activity; helicase activity
Source: RefSeq, a predicted model, not a curated record
UUGAGUCUUCUAGUGUGAAGAAGUUGCCUGUGCUGCCCAGCUGCUACAACUUUCUAGCUGGUAGUGUACUGCUACAGACGUUCUAGACAGAGAUCAGCUCUUGGAGAAACCUAUGGCCGCAUACCCCAAUCACAGAUAUCAACUGAACACAGCUCGUCACAAUGAUCUGCAGACAGUAAUGAUACAUGAAGAUGCAAUGAUGAGCGAGCAAGAUAUGGCUGAUGAAGCAAAUGCUCAUUACAUAGGCACGCCAGCUAAUGCAUCAUCAUCACCUCACAUUGAACGGAACGGCUAUAUUGACACUGACGACUGCAUGCAGUUUGAUGAAUGGCCUAAUAAUGAACAACACUUUGGUGAUAUUUACAUGCAGUUUGAUGAAUGGCAUAAGGAACAACACGUUGGUGGUAUGUGGCCAAGCGGUGGUGAUGACAGCUUCAACAGUGUUUCCCAUGGUGAUGAAAUGCACAUUGAUAUAUGCUACCCAUUUGCUGCACCUGAAAAGUAUGCAAGAAGUCGAAAAAGGCCACGAGCUACAUAUCACAGUCAUUUCAUGCAAGACAAUUCAACAAUGGAAAAGAAUUUGGACAAGCGCGCUGCUUCUGACAAGAAAAGAAAAAGAAAAGAAGUGGAAAGUGAAAAAAAGAACGAGGUUAAUGCUCUGUUUAAUGACCAAGUUGAAGGUCGGUAUGAGAAACCAAUGAAAAAUGAGGCUUUGGCCGUGGCCAGGACUGUAAAAUCUUCUCAAAUGGUGAAGUUCCGACUGGAUCAGUGCCCUACAUAUGGAAUCCAAUUGAAGAGGGGAGAUCAUCUGUUGUUUUUUAUUAGACAGCCUCUAGACAAGCCUCUGUUUGCCAGCCAUACACGUUUCAUUGAGACCCAGACACUUACCAGAGAUGAAUGUAGUUCAUACUUGUCUUGUCUACUGGAUAAGAAGAAUAGUAAAUCAUUGGAGAAUUUGAAGAUAAUAGAACGAUGUCCUGCUCCAUGGCGAUUCAUUCUGGAUAAACGUGACCUUCACCAAGAUGAAGUCCUCGACGUUCUAAAUGUUUCCAAUGCUCUGGUUAAAUCCUCUGUCAAACAACACGUUCAUGUUUAUAAGCAAUUCUUCAAUGAGUUUUUGGGAAGAUCGUUUAUUCCUGGACCUCUUACUACUGCACUAAGAAAUACUCUUGUAGUUUAUUCCAGUGAAGCAGUACUUGAACCGAACCAGGUACAGUCUAAUAAAUCUAUUGCCCAUCAGCUUAUUGAGUCCUGCAAAUGUUUUGCAGAGUCAGUAGCCCGCUAUGCUCCAAAGGUGCUCCCAACACUGCUUCCCCUCGCUGAGCUGCUAGUUGAUCACACUGUUCCUAACUAUGGUGACUUUCUUCUGUCGCUCCUAAAGUUGGCUGUGAGUCGAUAUCAUGAUGAUGAUCCAGCAAACACACACUGGAGUACGCUACAACUAGUAGUAACUUCAUCAGAACUGCAGCAUUCUAAGCCAGCUAUUGAUCAACGAGCAGAACUAGGAGGUAUUGCAAACGUGGGUCUUCUACCAUGUGUGCAAACUCGAGGACCAUACCUAAAUAUGGACAGUUACCUCAACACCCACUUGCGCCUCCUAAGAGAAGACCGCUUGUCUAGUUUGCGCAAUGCGUUAGAUGCUCUACAGAGGCAUUAUUUCGAUUCUAAGGCUCUUUGGAGCAUGCCCAUUUUGCCUUACAUGAAGAUGACUGGCAUUAAGUUGAGUUUUUCUUCAAACUGUUUGGCAGUUGUUGUACAACCAGAAAGGAACGACUUCCAUGAGUCAGUGAUCAGUCGUGCAGCAAACAAACUCAUGCAUGGCAACCUAGUAGCCUUCAUUGUUGAUGGAGAUUUCAAAGACAUCUUGUAUGCUAAAGUUGAGACUUGUGACUCUAAAUUGCCUGGAAAGUUUUCUGCUACCUUUCUCUCAAGUCCAGAUACACACUCAGAAAUUGACGGGGUAUAUGGACUGACUCGUUUGUUUUAUGCCGAUGACAUUGUAGCAGUUAUAAAUUCUGCCUACUAUGGUGCCUUUGAGCCAGUGAUGGUUUCUUUGCAAAAACAAAAUCAUGAUUUCUUACCCUUCAAAGAAGAAUUCAUUUAUUUAAAUUUCAGAGAAACUACAGAUGGUAAAUUUGCUCAUCCUCUUGUUGCUGAAACAUCUUCAAUGAUGCUAACUGAAACAGCAGUCAAUGUGACUGAAGCACCAAACGAUAGGACCACCGCUGAUACAAGCAAUAAAGACUUACAACAGCUAGAUUUGAGAAGGAACCAGAAGUUGAUGAUGGUGGACUACAGUAUCACCUCUAAUACUUCUGUUCAGGUUCAGUCCAACUGUCCUGGUUCGGUUCGGUUUAACCGGUUCAGUUCAGCCGGGAUGUCCAACUCCUCUCCAGAGACGUCUCGGUUGGCUACAGUUGAAGGUGAACUACAUUCCAGUGAUGUCCUAAUAUGCGAGUUUGAGCAGUCCAGUAAGUAUAAAGGUAGUCGAAUGCCAUCCUACUUGCAACAAAGUAAAGUUAUGAUGAGUUGGAAAGGUGUAUUUGAGGUGUCAUUAAGAAAUCUUGGUGCUCCAGAUCCUGGCUACUGGAACAGUUCAAAGAAAGUUGACUUCACUACACUGAGAAAAACAUACCAAAGUUCACUUGAUGAGUCUCAACUGGACGCUAUUGAGUUAGCUCUCCACAAUCGUGUAACCGUCAUUCAGGGUCCUCCAGGAACAGGAAAGACUCUCGUUGGGUUUAAACUUGCACAGCUACUACUUUCGGUGUCCUCCCUCCCACGUGGUCCUAUUCUGGUACUUUCAUACAAAAACCAUGCUCUUAAUGAAUUCCUUCAUGGAUGUCUCACAUUUUGUAAUGAAAAUGAAGUUGUUCGAGUUGGUGGUCAAAAAGAGGUACUUAGGGAUACCAACGUCACUCACUUCAACGACAUGUGCCCACGUCCAAGCAUUCCAGUAUCUCCAGUUCCAAAUGAAUUUCAGAAACUGGAGAGAGUUGUUGAGCUUGUACCACUCUUUGUUGAAUUCAUGCCAGUGAAUGAACUCAGAAACAUGGUUAUUCCAUUUAGAGAUGUUGAGGAAUGUGAGUUUCGAGACGUAUUAAUGCGGAUAGUCAACAAAAUGCCUGAAGUAUACCAAACAGAUUAUUCACUGUUAGACAUAGUGGAAAGUGAUGAAACUAGGCCAUUUGCUGAAAUAGUUCGGUCUCUUUGCAGCAUGUUGAUAGAUUGGGUAAAUGACAACGAGUCACUCCAAGAGUUUCUGAUUGAACGUGGUGUUGUGCAGUCUCAUUGUCGUGCUCCCAGUUCAACAUUAUCAGCACUCUACUUUCAGAUGCAGCAAAAAAGGUUAACACAUAAUGAUCUUGAGAACAAAGAGUGUGAGCUAAUUGAACUUGCAGAACAUGAGUUUGAGCAAACUGUUGACUGUAGAAAUGAACCAAUGAAACACAUAGUGCAACUGUCUACCAGUCCUCCAGUGUCACAUGAUGGGAAAAUCACAUUUACAAUAGACUUGGCUAAAGUCGAACCUCCAAAGAUGACAGAAGAUGAAUUGUACCACACAUUGUCUCACAUCCGUCUAAACAAAUGCAACAAGGCUGAAGAGAGAGCUCAUCUGAUCAAGAUUCUUGCCCAGAUUAAGUGGAAAACUUCCAUAGAAGCAAUAAGGUGCAAAAGCAAAACACUGUCCAAAGCGAUUGUUGAAGCCGACAAACAGCACAUUUGUAACUCGGCAAAACUGCUAAGGAAGAAGGCAAAAAUAGUAGGUAUGACCACAGAUGGUGCUGCAAUCUAUCAAGAGUUGCUAAACAAGAUGAUGCCAGCAGUAGUGAUAAUAGAAGAGGCCGCAGAAAUCUUAGAGAUACAAGUUCUUGCAGUGCUUUCUGCUUCAGUGCAACAUCUUAUUUUAAUUGGGGAUCACAAGCAGCUUCCACCUCCUGUGGAAACCUAUGAACUUAGAAAAACAAAUAAAUUUGAUGUGUCCUUGUUGGAAAGACUGAUAAAUAACAAUCACCCACAUGUCUCCUUAACCCAUCAAGGAAGGAUGUUACCUAUAUUUGUUCCAUUGCUUAAACACAUCUACAGCAAUCUGCAAACAAAUUUAGAAGCUACCAAGAACAAUCAGCCAGCUGCAUGUUUCAGUAAGCCUAUGUUCUUUUGGUCACAUCAGUUUCCAGAAGAAAGAGUUGGAACAAGUUUUGUCAAUGAAAAUGAAGGCAUCAUGCUCUUCAACAUGAUUCUUUGGUGCAUCUUGCAAAAUGAACAACAUCAGAUCCACCCAUCAAAGAUAACUGUCAUAGCAAUGUAUGCAGCCCAAGUUCAAUUCAUUAGAAAGUUGGUAAGAGAUUUCGAAGAACAUGUUAAGAUUGCUGACCAGCUGUUAGGCAAACAUCAAGGAAAACAUGUUAAAACCGAUAAAGAGCUGUUAGACACAUGUCACUCUAGUCGUCCAAUGAUUAAAGUUUGUACAGUUGACCGAUACCAGGGCGAUGAAAAUGAGUAUGUCUUUGUAUCUCUUGUACGUUCAAAUGAUGAUGGAAGACUUGGCUAUGUUGAAACUCAAAACCGAAUGUGUGUUAGUUGCUCAAGAUCAAAAUCAGGACUAUAUGUCUUUGGCAAUGCCAACUGCUUCCGUAAAGCAAAGAGAGCUAAUCACUGGCAUCAUGCUCUCAACUAUUUCGAAUCUAACGAUGCUUUGGGCCACUCCCUUCCACUGCAGUGUCCUAAUCACCCAUCAGCUACAUUUAAAGUCACUCACCCAAAUGAUUUUCAGCUCAAUAAUUGCAGUGAAUUAAGGCUUCUACUACCCAAGCUAUGUAAUGAACAGUGUGGUCAAAUGCUGAACUGUGGCUUGCAUCAAUGCUUGGAUAAAUGCCACCCUGACAAGCCACAUUUGGAAGAUGAAAAGUGCACACGUUGGAGAGAUUUGACUCUUAGUUGCAGUCAUACAUAUAGAUGUGAAUGCUGCCAAUUUACAUCUCCUAUGCAAUUUAACUUGUUUGAGUGUAAGAAACCUUGUGACAGAACAAUCAACUGCCCAGGUAGGCAUAAAUGCCCUAAAAAAUGUCACGAGCGAUGUCCUUCUUUCAGUGAGUGCAUGGAAUGUGACAAGCAAGAGCUAAGACGUCGUGAAGAUCAAAUAAAGAGAAAGAAUUCGGAAACACAACAAUGUUCUGUAACACCUUUACAGCCAAUUCAUAACCUUGACGUAGGGCUCGAAACUGUCAAGCAAAUUAUAUACAGCUGUGAAGGGAUGUCAUGCGGAUCAAGUAGAAACUCAGAACUACAACUGGUCAACUGCUGGGAAAUCACCAAUCAUACACAGGUGCAUAAAUUUGUAACUGCGCACAAGUCAAUGGUCCCAUCUCUCAGGAAGCAUCGUCAGUUUCCAUACAUGGCAUUAGUUGUCCCCAGCACAUGCAAUAACAUCAAUCAAUUUAUUGAGGAUGUUGCAAGAAGUGGUGUCAUACCCACAGCAACUUGCUUUGGGUCAGGGAUUUUUCUAUCCCAUGUUCCCAAGCCCUUUUGCAUUCUUAAUGGUGCUGGUCCAUAUGACAAGUCCAGCACCCCAAAUGACCAACCACUGUGUACUGUAAUUAUUUGCCAAGUAGCUAUUGGUAAGAGAAACAGUGCCAAGUCAAAAGAUGAAUUGAGCAAGUGUACCAGCAUUCCCCCUGUCAACAAAUGGGGUCAUUGGUCAGUCCAUAGAGAGCAAGCAACAGGCAAGAAAUUUGAGUCAGCAAGCCAUGGUGUAGUUCAAGUUGUUGCAAGUGACCAAGUCUUGCCAGCUUACGUAGCCUGUUGUCAAAGAGCUCAAAGGUCUGAUGAGGCAACAGCUACACUUGAAGAAAUAGCUAUCAGAACACAGAGAAUACAGUCUAUGAUCAUCACCAAGUCCAGCUCAAGUGUGAUUACUAACAAUCCUGAACAUGAACGACACUUCAACAUUGUUACCGCAUAUUUUUUCAAUCAACUGGCAGAGAAGUCACCAUACAGCAACGUAGGACAAAUUAAACAAAUAGAGUACAUUGUAAACCCCAAAUUACUAUUUGCCUAUGAGGAAACUAAAAAACACCUUGAAGUUGCCCUAGGCAAACCAGUAAAAGAACGUUACGGGUACCAUGGGACAAAUGCAAACGCAAUGGAAAAGAUAUUUGAGGAGGGAUUCAAAAUUGGUGGCAAAGAUGUCAAGAAGCAGAAUGGAGCACUAUAUGGUAACGGUGUGUACUUGGCAACAAAUCCAGGCACAGCGAAAAAUUACUGCAGAGGGCAAAAAGUAAUAAUCAUGGCAAAAUUCUUGGCUGGCAGAACAACAGACGAUUGCCAUGUUAACCCUGAAAACAGUGAAUUCCACUCUUACAUGGGCAAGGGGAUCGUGGUCGCUUAUCAAUCAGAACAGGUUUUACCUCUUUACAAGGUCCAGCUUCAGUUUGAAAGUACUCCUCUGAUUUAGUUUCUGUGCUGCACCUGUAAGGAAAACUAUUAGCAAAGCUUAUAGUAGCUGAUUGUCUGCUGUAGUAGUAAAAGUAGUACUAGAAUGUUGACACGUUUCAAUUUAUGAUGCUGGAGAUUACAAAUACAAACAGCUGAACAUUGUCAUCAGCCAGU